Molecule: messenger RNA, 1737 nt
Organism: Hyalella azteca
Lineage: Eukaryota; Metazoa; Arthropoda; Malacostraca; Amphipoda; Hyalellidae
Product: APOBEC1 complementation factor
Exons: 8
Coding region: 158-1435 (425 amino acids)
Cellular component (GO): nucleus
Molecular function (GO): mRNA binding
Source: RefSeq, a predicted model, not a curated record
AUUUUCUCAGUUGAGUUAUGGAAGUCUGUUCAAAAAAAUAAAACAGACAUAAUCAUUCCAGUAGUAUAAACUUCAUCGCAGGGCUACCUAAGACGAGGGUUCUUGCAAAUUAGUUGUAAAUUGUAAAUUAUUGUGCUUGUGGAACAAUCGAAAAACAAUGGCGGAAUCAAUAUCUGUGAUAGGAGGAGGUCAUCCUGUUAGAAGAGACGAAAAUAAAAAGAAUAAUCGGCUGUUCGUUGGUUCUUUGGACCGGACCAAGACAGACGUCGAUGUUUCUAGAGCCAUGAAAGAACUGGUCGAUGGAGUCAUCAGUGUCAUCAUGUAUCCUUCGCCGCAAGAAAAAACACAAAACAGAGGCUACGCUUUCGUCGAAUUCGACAGCCAUGAGAACGCCGUGAAGGCUCGUGAAUACCUCAGGAACAAUCCUCCGAAAUUGUGGGGGGUGUCUCAAAUAAAAGUCGAUUGGGCUGAGCCUGAAAACGAAGUGGACGCCGAAACCAUGAGCAAGGUGAAGGUGUUGUUCGUGCGGCAGUUGGCACAGUCAACUUCCGAGGAGAAGUUGAGGAAGGUUUUUGAGAGGUUCGGUGCCCUGGACAGAGUGAAGCGACAACACGACCACGCCUUCAUACACUUCAACGAGCGGGAACACGCUGCGGAGGCUCUAAAGCAGACAAACAACACAAAGUUGGACGGAAACGUCAUUGAAGUGCAAUGGUCGAAGCCAGUCACCCGAGAUCAACAGAAGCUGCGCAGAAGAGACAAACCUCAACAAAACUUUCCGAUGUUCGCGCAUGCAUUUUUGAACACAGGACACCUUCAAUACCUAUCACCACAGCUGCCCACACAUUUGCCAGUCAUGCAGCCCCACAUCGAGGGCCAUCCGUUGUACAGCAGCCACAUAAGCAACGUGAACUUGUACAGAGGAGAACCCUUGAUGCCUGCGGGGCCACCGGGCAGAUUUACGAACGCUGUUCUGCAGCCGCCGCCGCUCGGUCCCCACGCGUUCGAGGCGCCACAGCAGCAAGUGAGCAGCGCGGCGCUAACGGCGACAUCACUGCUCGAAGACGGCCCUCGCACGGCCCACGGCCCUCAUCAGCUCGGUAGCGCUCCGGGGGCGCUGAGAGCAUCCAUCGCCCCCCAAGUGGACACCCGCCCCUACCCCGUGCCCAGCAUGACUCAGCAACAUCAUCAACAACAGCAGCAACAGCAACAACAACAGCUGCCGUUGCCACUGUUCUCACCACCCAGGACGCUGUCGCAGGCGCAGCUGCCGUUCGUUGGUUCGCCCAUUCCUCUACAUCACUCCGGGGCGUUCGCACCCUACUACGCGAACGGGCUGGACUUACAGCACAUGGGUCCUUUCCUGGCCCCCGGAUUACCGAUUCAGUAUCUGCCAUACCAAGAGAUCCCGGUCUCCAGCUACUCGGAACAAUGAUAAGUCUUCCCUGUAGUUCACUGCUGUAUUCUCGUCACAAAUUCAGGACAUAAUAGACCUUUAGGAUGUAUUAUCAGAAAUAAAUAAGAGUUCGUAAUUGUGGCAGCCAAUCAGUGACGGCUUUUUCAGCUAAACCCGCAUAUCACAAACGGGAAUUAAGCAGCUACGUGUAUUUAGGCCGCUACAUAUGUAAAUGCGAGUUUCGAUAUUGCGGCCGUUGCAUUCAAACUAAUAUAGCCGAACGCAAAUGUGAUAUGUAUUUUUUAUUGAUCCAGAGGAUAGGUUCAUUUCAUUUAUUCUCA